Molecule: messenger RNA, 994 nt
Organism: Scheffersomyces amazonensis
Lineage: Eukaryota; Fungi; Ascomycota; Pichiomycetes; Serinales; Debaryomycetaceae
Exons: 1
Coding region: 27-671 (214 amino acids)
Source: RefSeq, a predicted model, not a curated record
CUUCUCUCUUUUACUAUUUAUCAAAAAUGGCAUUUUGGAAAUGGUUAAAAAGUUCUGGUGGUAAUCCUCCAUCUUACAAAGAAGCCUUGGGUAAGGAUCUUGCUAGUGAGAAGAAAGACAAGGUGCCAAAAUAUUCUUCUACCGAAAAGGAUAAUACUCAAUCAGCGAAUGUUACUGAGAAACCUAAACCACCACCACGGAUUCUUUCAGAAAGUGAGGAGGAUGAAUUUGAUAAGAAUUAUGAUGCUGAGGAAGAAAACAUCUUAGUUACCGCAGCUAAUGAUGGCAAAGAAUUGGCACGAAAAUGUGCAUUAUAUUUUGCUGAUCUUGAUGACUUUGCUUAUGAUAAAUCAACCAUCAAUGCCUGGCAAAGGGCUUUGAAUAAAGUUUACGAUGAAGCAGAUGGCCUUGAAAGAGCAAUACACAUAAUGGGACUGCCUAUAAAUUACAACGGUGAGAGACAAAGGCAUACAUUUUAUAAAGAAUUCAGUUAUAGAUUGACAGCCAGAUUAUCUCCUAAAUUAGGAAUAGUUAGAGAAAAAAUAAUGCUAGAUAGUCAUCAUGAUCAUCGUUUGAAGACUCUUCAAUAUUACGUUGCGCUUCACCGUGAGCUUUUGGAUCCCGACCUUUUAGUUCGUUUAAGGAACAGAGAAAAGUUUAGGUAUAUUUGAUAACUGCUUGUAUAAUUCAUUUGUAGAAUUAGUUUGAUUUGAUAGUUUAUAGGAAGCAUCAUCUCUAGGAUUAUAUAUACCAUCACCUGCCUUUACCUACCUAGAUAUAUUUGGGCUUUAAAUUCCCUAAUCAAAUUAUAUAUUAUUUACAUUUACAUACAUAUCUAAUUCUGAUUACUUCUUAUUUUAUACUGAGAAAACAGGUUGAGUUUGUAUGUUUUGUAUGGUAGCGCCUUCCUACAAAGAAAGAUUGAGGCCUUACUGAUGAAUCAAUUAAUUGAAGUUCAUUUAAGUAGAUCGAAUUAGUUCAUGACAAUUUUUAG